UACCUGUGUUUACCUGGUGUAUUGAUUGUGCGUGUCACACAGGUAAUCUCGCUGAGACGGUCCCCAAUCAGCGCCAUUUUCUACAGGUAUGUAAGUGGAACCGGUUGAAUGAAAUCUAUUUAAAUGACUAGUACAAUGGCCGCUCCCCUCUGAGGACUCGCUUGGACCUGUACGCAAUAGAAUUGGACGUGUACGGGGCUAGCUGACACAACGGAAGUAUCCAUAUGCCUAGCAUAUAGAGUGGUACCUGGACGGACAAGCUGAUAUUAUCGGACCUGUUGGUAUACAGAAGCACCAAGAUGGGCCGUGGGUCAUUGUGUCUACUUUUUUUCGCCCUGUUUUUCCUGUUAGUGUCACUAGGCCUGACCCUGACAAGUAUAGUGACAGACUUCUGGUACACCGCCGAUGCCACAGCGUCCACAAACACAACAGUCCAGACUGUCUUCUCUUACAACUUCGGAAUGUGGAGGAAGUGUUAUACCCAUUCCAUGCCAGACAGCGUACCACUUGAACGACGGGCCGGUAUGUGUGGCUACACGUAUCAAGAUCUCCUCCCUGUCAGAGAAGACACGCGUACCUUCGACGAGAAACGGUACCUACAUUUGGAGAGAUCGUGGCUUGGGUGUAUGAUAGCUUGUGCCGCUGUACAAAUAUUCAGUGUCCUCUCCUUGAUUUGUGGACUUUGGCCAGCCGACUGUAAAAGUUUCAAAAAGUCGAGUCUCUACCUGGUGUCCGCCAUCUUGUGUCUGAUCGCAGGUCUGUGCGGGAUUGCGAGCGGCAUAUGUUUCAUUGCCCUGCGAGACAAGGACAUCUACAUGCGCAUGAUCUAUCCUAGUCACGUGACUUACGCUUACAGCUGGUCUUUCGCGCUGGGUUGGGGAGGGACAGGUCUCUGUCUCCUCGAGGGGUUUAUCUUCUUGUGUCUCCUCCGGAAGGACUACGAUAACGUCAACGAGACACGGAAGUACAACUCUUUCGGCUGAAAAGAGGACAGGACUGCUUUGUGACGUAAUACUCAGACACAAAUAAAUGCGUGAUAAUACUUGAAGUAAUAUACUCUAUCUGCUGUGUACAAAUUCAGAUGGUACAGGUCCGUAAACUGACCCCGUCGUGCUGCUGUCACGACGGUCUCUGCGGACUGACGGACUGUGUCGCUCUGUGGAGGAGGAGGAGGACACUAUAUAUAACAACAUAGAAGUUGCUAUUGUAAUGGAGAGGCUUUACCUGGUUGACAUAUUCUAUCUCCGACCUGUCUCAGACCUUGUCUCACUAGUACGUGGUUGUAGAUACCACUGGUCAGUCUAGUUCUACAGGUGUCUCCUAAGUAACAACGUGGACUUAUGUUCUUCAUAAUCAUGUAAUACCUAUAACAAUACCACAUUCCACUGUCUCAGUACCUGCUGUAAUAUUGUCCGUCUUGAUCUGUAUUCCAGACUUCACAUGAGUUAUAAUAUAAAUAUGCACAAACUACAUAGUUGCCCACUAAGACAUGGCCUUUACUUCUAUAUUACUACACCGAUUGUGUCUCUAAGGUAGAUGUUGUAAAUGUUUUAAAGAAAUCCGACUAUUAUAGACAGUUACAUGAUGUAGUUAUGUUGCGCCAGCCUUUCUAUUAGGUCAAUUGGUUAAUUGAGGACGUUAUAACAAAGUAUGUAGCCAAGACUUUUCCAAAUUUAAGCAUUAAAUGUAUAUGCUAGUGUGGGAGAGAGUGUUAUUCCCUUCAUUGUCAGAACCGUGGUUUAAAUUUGAAUCGUGCAGUGCAUACAAAAUGCGAAUCGGGUUUUA
Messenger RNA from Mizuhopecten yessoensis (Yesso scallop), 1785 nucleotides. Its product is annotated as transmembrane protein 178B-like. Gene Ontology annotation, cellular component: plasma membrane. The record is from RefSeq and is a predicted model, not a curated record. The transcript is spliced from 4 exons. NCBI's taxonomy places the organism in Eukaryota, Metazoa, Mollusca, Bivalvia, Pectinida, Pectinidae. The coding region runs from base 300 to 983 and encodes 227 amino acids.